CUUUAAGUUUCACAGCGAAAUCAAAGGUUGUCCCUUCGUCUGCUUCUGUGAGCUUUCUCUCUGUUCCACCAUUAAUCUUUCCCUUUUUUCUCUUAUUCAACUUUCUUUCUUUCUUCUUCUUCUUCUUUCUCGGGACAAUCAUUUUUGGUGCCUUUUUUUCUUUCUUCCUCCAUGAUCUUUCUCUUCUUUGUAACUUCGCCUCCUCUGUGCUCAUUUUCAUGAAUUCCUUCUCUUGUUUCCAAGCAAAUAAUCUGUUUUGCCGCAAAAGACCCAUUUUAUUCUUCCGUUACAGUGAAUAUAUUUCUUUAGAGAGAGAGAGACUCUGUGUCCGAAUUUAGACGUCCCCCAUCUUCAAAGAUUGGAUUUUUUUUUUCGUUCUUCAUCUUGAUGGGUUAAAUUAAACCAAUUUCAUCAUUUGCUCAAUCUUUAUCCCGAAGCGACUUGUUUUGGUUUGAAGCUAUAAUACAGAGAGAAACAUAAUCCCUUGCUAGAAGUCACAUAUCAUCUGGUCAUUGAAGAUGGGUAGGGUUAAGUUGAAGAUUAAAAGACUUGAGAGCGCAUCCAACAGGCAAGUUACAUACUCGAAGAGAAAAAGUGGGAUAUUGAAGAAAGCCAAAGAGUUAUCGAUUUUGUGUGAUAUUGAUAUUGUCCUUCUUAUGUUUUCUCCUACCGGAAAGCCUAACGUUUUCCAUGGAGAACACAGUUGCAUUGAAGAUGUUAUCACUAAGUUUGCGCAAUUGACUCCACAAGAAAGGACAAAAAGGAAAUUGGAGAGCCUUGAAGGAUUGAAGAAGACUUUUAAGAAGCUGGAUCAUGAUGUAAACAUAAAUGAGUUUUUAGGAGCAAGGAAUCAAACUAUUGAGGGUCUAAGUAACCAAGUAGCGAUUUUCCAAGCUCAGCUUAUGGAGUGUCAUAGGAGGCUGAGUUGUUGGACGAACAUCGAUAGAAUAGAAAACACAGAGCACCUCAAUUUAUUGGAAGAAUCAUUAAGGAAAUCUCUUGAAAGAAUCCAGAUUCACAAGGAACAUUACAGAAAGAACCAACUUUUGCCAAUAGAAUGUACAACUACACAGUUUCACAGCGGGAUACAGUUGCCUUUGGCAAUGGGAGGUAAUAAUAGUAUGCAAGAAGCUCACUCGAUGUCUUGGCUUCCUGAUAACGAGAACCAGCAAACAAUCUUACCUGGUGAUUCCAGCUUUCUUCCUCAUAGAGAUAUGGAUGGUUCGAUUCCCGUUUACUCAAACUGCUUCUUUGAGACUACAAAACCAGAAGAUCAGAUAUGCAGCAACCCGGGACAACAAUUUGAGCACUUAGAACAACAAGGAAACGGUUGUUUGGGUUUACAACAACUGGGGGAGGAAUAUCCAUAUCCCACACCAUUUGGUACUAGUUUGGGGAUGGAAGAAGAUCAGGAUAAGAAGAUAAAAUGUGAAAUGGAGUUGAACAACUUGCAAGAACAGCAAAAACCUUCAUCAAUGUAUGAUCCAACGGUUAAUAAUAGUGGCUUCUUUCAAAUUCCUCAUGAUCAAUCCAUGUUUGCCACUGAUCAUCAUCAUCAUCAACAUCAUCAUCAUCAAAAUUGGGUUCCAGAUUCAAUGUUUGGUCAGACUUCUUACAGCCAGCAACCGAACUAAUCAAGAGAGGGUUCAUGUAUGUAACCUAUUCUAUGGAUGGUGACUGGACUCUACAGGAAGACUAGCUUGAGCCAUUGCUCUAAUGUCCAAUAUAUAUAUAUAUAUAGAGAGAGAGAGAGAGUGACGAAUGUGUGUGUGUGUGUGUGUGUGUAUAUAUGUACUUGUAUUUAUGAGAGCUUGUGUCAUAUACUCAGGGGAGUUUUAGGCAUUUUGUGUAUAAGAUAUGUUGCGUAGAAACCAUAUAUUUUGUAAGAAUGAUAAAUAUAAU
Molecule: messenger RNA, 1902 nt
Organism: Eutrema salsugineum
Lineage: Eukaryota; Viridiplantae; Streptophyta; Magnoliopsida; Brassicales; Brassicaceae
Product: agamous-like MADS-box protein AGL65
Exons: 12
Coding region: 519-1634 (371 amino acids)
Biological process (GO): regulation of transcription by RNA polymerase II
Molecular function (GO): protein dimerization activity; DNA-binding transcription factor activity, RNA polymerase II-specific; RNA polymerase II cis-regulatory region sequence-specific DNA binding
Source: RefSeq, a predicted model, not a curated record